Molecule: messenger RNA, 5061 nt
Organism: Colossoma macropomum (tambaqui)
Lineage: Eukaryota; Metazoa; Chordata; Actinopteri; Characiformes; Serrasalmidae
Gene: igsf9ba
Product: immunoglobulin superfamily, member 9Ba
Exons: 21
Coding region: 174-4598 (1474 amino acids)
Biological process (GO): cell-cell adhesion
Molecular function (GO): protein binding
Source: RefSeq, a predicted model, not a curated record
UGUGCGCGCGCGCGUGUGUGUCGGGGGGAGGAUGCCAUUAGGACGGACGGGCAGGGGAGGCAUGAAGGGAGCGAAGAGGAUAGAGCAGAGGACGUGAAUGCCGAGGAGGACGAAUAUGAGCACAUCGCUGAAAGGGGCACGUUGAGCCGUUAUCUCUGGUCGGCAACAGUACUAUGAUUUGGUAUGUGGCCACUUUGAUAGCAAGUGUAUUCAGCACCCGAGGAACGACAGCUCAAGGUGCCCACGGAGUGAGAGAGGAGCCCCAGUUUGUGACGGCCCGUGCAGGAGAGAGCGUAGUUCUGGGAUGUGAUGUGAGCCACCCCCUCAACGGCCAGCAGACCCCCUACGUGGUGGAGUGGUUCAAGUUCGGAGUGCCUAUUCCCUUUUUCAUCAACUUCCGCUUCUAUCCUCCUCAUGUGGACCCAGAGUAUGCUGGUAGGACCAGCCUGCAUGGCAAGGCAUCUCUGCAGAUCGAGCAGGUGCGCUCGGAGGACCAGGGCUGGUACGAGUGCAGGGUUCUCAUGCUGGAGCAGCAGUAUGACACCUUCCACAACGGCAGCUGGGUCCACCUCACCGUCAACGCGCCCCCCACAUUCACGGAUACGCCGCCGCAGUACGUGGAGGCGAGGGAGGGGGGCAGCAUCACUCUGAGUUGCACCGCCUUCGGGAACCCCAAACCUGUGGUCACGUGGCUCCGGGAGGGGGAGCAGCUGACCAGCAACAAAAAAUACACGGUGAGUGAUGGCAGUCUGACGGUGCAGGCCAUCGCACGGGAGGACAGAGGAGCGUACAGCUGCCGUGCUCACAGCGACCAGGGAGAGGCCGUUCACACCACACGCCUGCUGGUGCAAGGUCCUCCAUACAUCGUAGCUCCUCCUGAGAACAUCACUGUAAACAUCUCCCAGAACGCCCUCUUCACGUGCCAAGCGGAGGCCUACCCCGGCAACCUGACCUACACAUGGUUUUGGGAGGAGGACAAUGUCUACUUCAAGAAUGAUCUGAAGCUCCGAGUGCGCAUCCUUAUCGAUGGCACCCUCAUCAUCUUUCGUGUGAAGCCCGAAGAUGCUGGGAAAUAUACCUGCAGCCCCAGCAACAGCCUGGGCAUCUCCCCCUCUGCCUCAGCCUACCUGACAGUACAGUACCCUGCCCGUGUUCUCAACAUGCCACCGGUCAUCUACGUCCCAAGGAAGUUGCCAGGAAUUAUUCGCUGCCCUGUCGAUGCCAACCCGCCCGUUACGUCAGUCAGAUGGGAAAAAGAUGGAUAUCCCUUAAGAGUGGAGAAGUACCCAGGCUGGAGCCAAAUGCCAGAUGGAAGCAUUCGGGUGGCAGAGGUCACAGAAGACUCUCUUGGCACCUACACCUGUGUGCCUUACAAUGCCCUAGGUACCAUGGGACAAUCCCCUCCAGCCACUUUGGUGCUAAAGGACCCCCCUUACUUUAAUGUAAGGCCUGGGGGGGAAUACCGUCAGGAGGCCGGGAGAGAGCUGGUCAUCCCCUGUGCUGCUUCUGGAGACCCUGAAAUUCCAACUAUCAACUGGAGAAAGGUAGGGAAGCCCAGCAGAAGCAAGCACAACAUCUUACCAAGCGGCAGCUUACAGUUUGUGUCUCUGAGCAAAGAGGACCACGGAGAGUGGGAGUGCGUCGCCACCAACGUCGUCACGAGCAUCACUGCCAGCACACGACUUUUUGUAAUAGGCACUAGUCCUCAUGCGCCAGCCAACGUCCACGUCUCAGCGUCCACAACCUCAGCUAAUGUCUCCUGGGAACCUGGAUACGACGGCGGCUUUGAGCAGACCUUUUCGGUCUGGUACGGCCCUGUGAAGAAGAAGACGGAUUUGGGUCCUCACGACUGGCUCUCCGUCCCUGUGCCCGGCUCUCAGACCUGGUUGGUGGUACAGGGGUUGGAGCCAAAGACUGCCUAUCAAUUCAGUGUGCUGGCCCAGAACAAGUUAGGCACGGGCCCCUUCAGUGAGGUAGUCACUGUGAAUACAGUAGUGUACCCUGUAAGUACCCCGGAACCACUGGUGCUUCUUACCCCACCACGGUGCCUCACAGCCAACCGGACGCAGCAGGGUGUACUGUUGACAUGGCUCCCUCCGGCCAACCACACUUCACCAAUAGACCGCUACAUCAUUGAGUUCCGUCUGGGGGAAAGGUGGGAGGUGCUCGAUGACUUGAUUCCUGCAGAUGAGACUGAGAUCAUGGCUAGAGACCUCAUUCCGGACUCGUGGUAUGAAUUCCGUGCCCUGGCUGUCAUGGAUGAUCUCAUUAGUGAAAGCAGUAAUGUAGUGGGAGUGUCAAGCACAGACCCCUUCCCUCCCACAGAGAUAUCUGAUGAAGGACUGGCCAGGCCAGUGGUGGCCGGUAUCGUGGCUACCAUCUGCUUCCUGGCCGCUGCUGUCCUUUUCAGUACCCUGGCCGCCUGCUUUGUCAACAAGCAGCACCGUCGCAAGCUGAAGCGCAAACGAGAUCCUCCUCUGUCGAUAACCCAUACCAGGAAAAGUGUUGAGUCACCGCCUCCUCUUACCCCCUUGCCUGGCAUUGAGCCCUACUGGGAAGAGCCAGACAGGAGCAGCUACAGGCCCCCAUCCACCAGCCCUCAGCUGUCCUCUGGGAAAAUCAGUCCAGAAAGCAUUGCCUCCUCCCGGCCCCCAUCCUUGGCCAGCGUGGGCGCGCCUGGUCUUUAUGUGAAGAAGCUGCCAAGCCCAAGGAAAGAGAAGGAGCUCUCUCUGUACAAGAGAACCAAGCGAGCAAUAACGGGCAAGAAGUACAGCGUGUCCAAGCACGAGGCUGAGGUCACCACACCCAUCGAGCUGAUAAGCCGCGGGCCAGAUGGGCGCUUCGUGAUGGAGCCGACGGAUGGCGAGACCCCCCUGAAGUCCCGGCGCAUUGAGGGCUUCCCCUUCGUCGAGGAGUCGGACUUAUACCCUGAGUUCCGGCAGUCAGACGAGGAGAAUGACGACCCCGGGCCCCUUCCCCCAGUCAUGGCCACGCUCAGGCCCCAGAUAUCCCCUGUGUCCUCCAGCCAGGAGUCCUACAUGCAGCCCCCAGCCUACAGUCCCCGGUUCCAGAGGCCCAUGGAAGGUAUGAGCAUCUUGGAGGGUAGUCGGCUUCAGGCCGCAGGGCAGAGCCGGGUCUCCCACUUUCACAGGGUCUUCCCCCCAGGCCCUUUCUACGGCUAUCUAGGUAGCGGCGCUGAGGUGGAGCUCCAUCCUCCGUUCUACAUGCCCGAUGUCAGCCCGCGCAGCUCCGCCAUGUCCUCCUCCUCACCCCCAUACCCCCCUGAGGGGCCCUUCCGCCAUCCCGCCAUCCCCGAGGAGAGGGAGGGGCUGAGGAUCCCGCAGUAUGGCGCCUCUGGCCACGCCCUCCCGCUGGCGCACAGCCCUCCCUCCUCUCGCUCCACCGAGACCUGGCAGCCUCCUGACUUCCCCUUUCUGGGUCAGGAGGGUGCCCGGCUCACUCUCCCACCCCACCAUCCCUCUCAUCUCCACCGGGACCUCCCUGAGCCACCACCAUACUUCUCCUCGCAUAGUCGUGCACUCAGCGCCCCGUCUCAGCCCCCCUCCAGCUCGGCUUUCCUGCAGCUGGAGGCUCCCCGGGCCCACCCGAGCCGAUCGCCCGGUGAGUUCCCUCCUCCUCCUCCUCCUCCUCAGGGCCUCGCAGCCACGCAUGUAACUAUGCAACAGGCCCAGAGUCUGGGGCAGUUGAGACACACUGCCCACGGCAUGGGCGUACCGGUGUUGCCUUACCCCGGGAGCCCCAGCACGCUGCGCAGCGAGAGCUCGGACGGCUGGCGGCCCGAGCCGGCCCCCUGGCUCAGCCCCAGGGCGAGGGCGCGCCGCCUGGAUCUGGGCCUGCAGCAGCAGGUGGUGCUGCAGCCGUCGCGCCUCUCGCCCCUCACCCAGACCCCUCCCAGCUCCCGCGCCGGCUCGCCGGACAUCCUGGUGCGCCCACCACCCCGGCCCAGCAUCCUUCGCCACUCGCGCUCGCAGGAGAUGCCCGAGAGCGCCUCCCGCCACCCCGCCAGCGUCUCGUUCUCCCGGAGGUCCCUGUCCUCUUCCCCUGCCACCUCUCCCACCCAGGGCCUGGGCACCGGCCGCCGGCCUGGCCCUGCCUACCACGCCCACAUGGCCUUUGCCACCACAGCGGCCAGCUACCCCUCCCAGUCCCCCUCACCCCCAACGGAGAGCAGCAAUGCUUUCGGCCAGCUGCCGUCUCAGAGGAGGACGGAUGAGGAGAUGCUGCCCUCAGAGCCCUCGCCAGGGGAACCUCUAGGUGCAGUGAGAGUCCCUGCAGGGUCUGAGAGCUUCGAAGCACUGAUUUUUCAUUGUAUUAAAAAAGCCAAGAAAGUAGCGGCCAACAACAACAACAACUCCAAAGCCAAGAAAAGAACAGAUGUGUCCUUCUCUCAGACCCAGCAGCACCACGCAUCUCAGGCACCCCAGCAAAGACAAGUGAUCAGCUCUCCCACCAGGAAGAGGAGGAAAAAAACAGUCCACUUAUCUUCCAUGCUGCGCUGGUCUUCCCCAAGAGAAGACCAGAAAGCCCUAUUGGCCAGCGUGAACUCCACCCCCCCAAACUAUGGCUCUCUGCUCUGACCAGUCUAAAUCCUGCAGAGAGAAUCGUGUCCAUUAGCAGCAACGAAGUGGAUAUGCAGUCAGUAUUGUCUUUGAUUGACUUAAAACAGUAACUUUAGAUUUACUCCCCUCCUUUUGGCACAACAUAUGCGUGCGUUGACAAAGAGGAGAGAAAAAGUUUUCAAAAGAGAAAUCAGUAUUACAUUACUUAUCUUAAAGACCUUGCAGAGUUAGCUUUUGUCCAGAGCUAAAUCUGAAGUGUCUGAAUUAUUGUGCAUAUUGUGAAACCUGAAGAGCUCUAAGCUGUCCCUCAGAAAUGUGUAAUUAACACAGGGUUUCUUUUCUUCCUCUUAUGAAAUAUACCUCAGAAAAAUUCAAUUCUGGCACAUAUUAUAGCACGUAGACCAUCAUUUGUGCAAGCUAACAGUGUUUUAUAAUGAGUUCAAAGGCCUCCGCUGUCUGUUUUUGGCAAACCUCCAAUAAU